CGAUAAUUUUCAUAGUUGCCGCCCUUUAAAUUAAGUUAAUAAUCGGCGUAUCCAUUGCCCUCCUGUGGCACUUUUACUCGUGAUAUGUCUACAAGAGCGCUAGUUAGACCGACGAUAGUGUAAAUGUUCAGCAACAUGUGCAUUGUAAAUCUACCCAGCUUGCACGUCAGCGCGCCUCAUCCCGGCACCUUCUUUUCCUACCGCGUCUCCUUGUUCCCAUGACACUGACCAAAAAUGUCAACGCAGUUCCGCACUCGGUCAUCCACACAUUUUAAUAGGUUCAUAGUACUCCUCUUACUUUUCGUUCUUGGAUACGGCCAAGGUCCUCCCGAUCAGCCUCCCCCUACACCCUCCCCACCGCCGGCCCCGUUGCCUUUCCCUCAGCCCCCACCUACUCCGACCCCACCACCGACCUCCCCCCAGCCCCCACCUGCACCCUCCCCGCCACCCGCCCCACCGUCGCCCCUCCCUCAGCCCCCACCCACCCCCUCCUCCCGACCACCACCCGCACCGUCCUCUUCCUCCUCCACACAGCCUCCCCCACCCUCUCCCUUCCCACCUCGCUUCCCGCCUCGUCCGCCCUCCCCAACCGACACCAACUGCUCAUUCGCCUUCGCAUGGGACGCCGCGGACCUCUUCACUCGCAGCUACACCUCCAUCAACGACUCCCUCACACUCCUCCUGUCGUACAUCGGCAACAGCUCCUUAACCACCACAACCACCGCAACCACCUCGCCUCCUUCCUCAUGGUUUUGGACGGUCACCGCCUCCGUCACCGCCACCUUUGGCGCCCCCGACUCCACCUCCCUCCUCACUCGCACCGCUUGUGAUGUCGCCACCCAAGUCAUCACCGAACGCCUGCCCCCGCUCUCCUUCCUCUUCGGCCUCAACGACCUCUCAUGCGCCAAUAUCUCCGCACCGCCUCCUCCUCCCUCCCCACGACCCCCCAACCCGCCCGCCUCCCUCCCCUCCCCGCCUCCCCCGCCCCCGCCCCCGCCCCCCAGCUCUAACAGCCCUAGCUGCAGCUCCGAAUCACAGCAGCCUGUUGUACAAACCCUGUCGUACACCAUCGGUUCCCUCACGCUGCUUCCCUCGCUCUCGCCCGCCUCCUCCACGCCCACCCUGCCGCUUCACCUCGACGCGGUGGCGGGGCAGCUGCUGCCGCUGUGGCAGCACUUCGGGUACUGCGUGGUGCUACCCUGGUGGGCGACGGGGGCAGCAGCGGGGGGCAGCAGCAGCGGCAACACGGCGACUGUGAUGCUGACGGUGCCCAGCUGGGCUGCUGCCGCGGCCCUGACUGCCGCCGCCGCCUCCCGCGAGCCCGCCGCCAACCUCACCUCCAGCGGCUGCACGCUGCUGGCAGCACGGGCGCUGCAGGCGCUAGCUGCGGGGGCCAGCAGUGCCGCCGCCUCCUCUUCUUCGUCAUCCACGGCCUCUCAGCUGGCAGCGCUGUCAAAGCUGGUUUCGCCGGUACAGUCCGAGGUCACCCUCGCAGCCGCAGCACUUGUGUCCAAGCUCUCAGCCAGCCAGCAAUCCGGUACCACCUCCUCCACCACCUCACCCUCACCCUCCUCCUCUUCCGGCGGGGGUAUCAGCACGGCUCUGGUGGCGGGUUGUGUGAUGGGCGGCCUGGCGCUGCUGCUGCUGCUGGCGGCGGCGCUGGUGGUGUAUCGGCGGCAUCGGGUGGCCUCCCAGGUUGCAGCGAAGGCCCCUCCGCACUCUCCAGCAUCCCAACAGCCCAACGAGGAAAGCAACGACCAACGACCACAACCGCAGCACCAACCCGACGCACCGCAGUCCCCAUCUGGAGGGGAGGGCGACCCGCGGGUCAGUGAUGUGCUGGCGGCACCGCCGCCACCCAUGGAAGCCGCUAAACCCAGCACCGACAGCCAGGUCCUCCGGGUACCCACACCGCCUCCCAACAACCCCCCGCUGCAAGGCCACGACCAACACCCGCUCCAGCCCUUCCAUGCGGGCGACCCACAGAACCAGCAGGAUCUGCAGGAGCAGCUGCAAGGCGUCCGCCGACCCGCCUGGCCCGCACGGCCCUCCUUCUUCGGACCCUGGUUCGCACGCCAACCCGUAUUCCCCUUCGGCGGCAUGUUCCCGCCCCGCCCGCUCCCGAUGCCCCUGCCGCCGCCGCCGCUGCCCCAGCCCAUGCAACCCCAGCCCUCGCACCACCCGGUGAUGUCGUUCAACGCGGGGGCGCCCUCGCCGUACAGCCCGUACGGUGCUGGACUUCAAUCGUACGACAGCGCUGCGGCCCCCUGGAGCGACGGCAUGCCGCACCCCCACCAGCAGCUCCCACCCCCACAGCCCCCAGGCCCCGCUCCCGCCACCCUCGACCCCACCUCCUCCUUCCCGGAAUCUGCCGCCGCCGCCGGCGCAGCAGCAGCAGGGCCUGCGGAGCCCGCUGGUGGCGGUGGCGGUGAUGGAGGCGGAGGAGGGAAACAUCACAAGAAGCAUCCCCACCGUCAACUCAGCAAGGCACCGGGGGCUGAACAGGCGGCUGAACAGCAGCAGCCACAGCAGCAGCAACAGGCGGGGUCGGCAGCUGCAGCAACAGCGGCGGCCCCACCGCAGGAAGGCUGGGCUCAUGCGCUGUACGGAGAUUCCGGCAUGCCUCGAAGGAACUUCGGGGACGGCGCUUACGGGGGUGUGCCGUCUUGAGGGGGCCGCCGGCACUGUGGAGCGUUGCAAGGCGAGGAGUGUUGGUUCGACAUCUUGAAAACUGUUGUCGAGUGUUAACAGGACUGUUGGGGGUUGCACUUAACUCGCAAGGAGGGGACUGGCAACACUAGGAAUAAGAAGUCUGAGGGUUUUGCUUGAUAAUAGUGUUGAAUGCGUUGUGGACUGGCGUCGUACGUACGUGUGCGUGCUGGGUGCUGGAAGUGUGUUGCGGCCGCUGAUGGAGACAUGGAGGGAACCGGAGCGGCAUACUUGCUUGGCACCAGCUGACCAUCACUGUGACGAACUGACCAUGCGAGGUUGCUUGGGUUAUGGAAGGACAAAGGUUGCUUGGACUUGUGACAGUCAUGCACUGGUGAGUGCCUACAAGGUAGGGACGUUUGGAGGGCGUGGUAAACGCGCAGGAGUGGCGAAGGGGAUGACUAUGGAUCCUACAGGGUUUUGUUUUGUACAGGUAGCAAGCAAGGACGGGGCCCUACCUUCUACGGUGCGUGCCAAGGCGGGUACCGAGGGCAGUGGGGUCAAGGCAAAGGAAUGUACGAGCAUGUGAGGCAAAGGAGUUAGAAGCCAGCAACUGGACUGAGAAGCUGGCUGCAGCAACCGGGUGUGUUGCAGGGAGAGUCGGUGCUUGUGUGCAAGGCACAACUCUUCAGCCUGAUUAUACGGAAUGUUACAAUCAAUACCGUACGAGGUUGUUGACAAGAUGGCACGUUUACCGGAGACUGUCUGUGGUACUGAUAUAAAUAUCUUUUUAUGCCGCCGUUUGGACCGCUUUGGGACGUACUCGUAAAACUUGUCCUGGGUGCGCAGAAAGCGCGUACAUUGCGGCGGGGAGCGAUGCACAUUAAGGUGAUGCUACCGGUAUAGCGGCAGCUGGUUGUUGGUAAGGAGAGUAUACGACAUCUUAUAUACGGCAUAUGGCAAUUUGGAGUGAAUUGGUUUGAUACUGUGAGCCGGGAUGCAGGCUGUCUAACCAUGUUUGUGGUACUGUGAAGGCAGGUUAGGGGUCCCUCUACCUCUGAUCCUUGGCUCUUACUUCGUUGACUGGCACUGAUGCCGCACGAGCCAACAUUGCACCUGUAUUGUGGAACUUGCUGUGCACGCACUAUGAUACCUUGAGACGUGUGUUAAGUGUUUAGAAUGCAACACAGUGCACUACCAUGCAUCUGUGGAGUGGUGUCACACCCUUUGGGAGCAUGUGCUGCAGGAGGUGGUAGUUCUCAACUUCCUUUCACUGCACACCGGGUCGUCGAACCCGCGUGGCCGCGGCCUGAACUGCAGCUGCACCCUGCAGCUGCACCCUCCUCCUCCUCCUCCUCCUCCUCCUCCUUGCUUCACUU
Astrephomene gubernaculifera is the source of this 4028-nucleotide messenger RNA. Lineage: Eukaryota; Viridiplantae; Chlorophyta; Chlorophyceae; Chlamydomonadales; Astrephomenaceae. The record is from the annotation of a GenBank genome assembly.